AUGCGCACGUCAACCAACGAUACCCCCGGAGUAGCAGGUGCCGUACGACGCUUCUGGCAGCGCUCAUACGCCGCUGAUUAUGUUGGCUUCGUGUUACUUGUUGCUGCCUAUGUAUACGUCCAACUUCUAGAACCCUUCCAUCGCAUGUUCACCUUGGAUGACCAUGCGAAGCAAUAUCCUCACGCUCAGGUUCAGCGAGUCUCCUCUGGAGAGAAUAUAUUAUACGCUGGGAUCGGGCCUCUGAUCUUCAUCGUGGCGUGGUCUCUAGUCUUCCGGCCCGGCUUCCACAAGGCCCAUGUCACCAUCUUCGGCCUCUUCAUCAGUGUCUUCCUGACCUCGCUGUUGACCGACAUCAUCAAAAAUGCCGUGGGACGUCCGCGGCCGGAUUUGAUCGCCCGGUGCAAGCCCAAGCCAGGAACCCCCGAGCAUGAGCUCGUCACCAUCGACGUGUGCACCGAGCUCGACCAUCACGUCCUUCACGACGGGUGGCGAAGCUUUCCCAGCGGUCACAGCAGUUUUGCCUUCUCUGGACUGGGCUACUUUGCCCUUUUCCUGGCCGGUCAAUUUCGCAUAUUCAGGCCACGAACCGACCUCGCCAGAGUCCUGAUAGUGCUCGCCCCUCUGAUUGGCGCCUCACUCAUUGCAAUGUCCAGACUGGCCGACUACCGGCACGACGUAUUCGAUGUCACCGUUGGAAGCAUCCUGGGUAUGUUAGUGGCUUGGUUCUCCUACCGACGAUAUUACCGCCCACUUAAGCACCCGCAAUGCGAGGUGCCGUAUCCUAGUCCUUGGGAAUACGCUACAGCGAAGGGCCCCAAGAGAGCACGGGAUGUGGAAACUGGACGGGACGAGGACUUUUCCAUAGAGGACCUUUCCGAGGAUGAGGCACAAGCAUAUCCUCUCACCGAUCCACGGGCAACACGGUCCACGGAACUACAGCAGAGCCACCAGCCGCCCUAG
Exophiala aquamarina CBS 119918 is the source of this 960-nucleotide messenger RNA. RefSeq lists its product as uncharacterized. The record is from RefSeq and is a predicted model, not a curated record. Gene Ontology annotation, biological process: phospholipid metabolic process. Gene Ontology annotation, molecular function: phosphatidate phosphatase activity. NCBI's taxonomy places the organism in Eukaryota, Fungi, Ascomycota, Eurotiomycetes, Chaetothyriales, Herpotrichiellaceae. The transcript has 2 exons. Bases 1 to 960 code for a protein of 319 amino acids.